Plasmopara halstedii is the source of this 1002-nucleotide messenger RNA. RefSeq lists its product as uncharacterized. The coding region runs from base 112 to 846 and encodes 244 amino acids. Lineage: Eukaryota; Oomycota; Peronosporomycetes; Peronosporales; Peronosporaceae. The transcript has a single exon. The record is from RefSeq and is a predicted model, not a curated record.
GAUUUCUCAAAUUUGUGCUUAACUAAAACAUCAACCCCACCCGUCCUCAUUACGUAAAAAUAGAAGCUUAGUAUCGGAGCUUUUGUAUCGAGUCAUAAUGCUCUGCUCAAAAUGAAGAUGAAAAUUCAAACGCCGACCACCUCCGAACUGAUGACACAAGAAAUCAGAAAAGCUGGAUCGGUUUUUGGAUCAAGUGGGGGCGGCAGUUCCCAUCCGCCUCUAUUUGAUUCGCCGUCCAAGCGUGGAAUACACCACACAAUUGCCACAUUCAUCCCCACAGAGCAGCGCUUUCGAUGGCAAUCAGGUGCAGCAAGUUCGGAGGUCUUCUACGAUAUUCCAACCAGCAUUGGGUCUAGUUCAAUGAAGAGUUUUGGAAACAGCUCGCGCGAAGAUUGGGAUUCUACUCGAAAGAGAGCUAAUCCGGGCGCAGGACCGGGCUCUUACGAACCGGCCAUGUCAUGUGGCAAGCAAGUGAGCUCAGAAAGUCGAUCGGCUGCUUCCUCUAUUUUCAGUAAUGCCUCACGCGCGUCUUUGCGGGAUAAUUCGACGCCAUCCCCGGGUCCAAUCUAUAACUUGCCACCUGUUAUGGGCCAAGAUUCCUCUGCACCAAGACAAGGAACUGCACUUCGUUUACCACUUUAUGCCAAGACCAUUGGCCCAGGACCGAAUUUGAUGCUGAAAAGCUCGUUUAAAGAGUAUCGUCAAAACGUAUCAUCAACCUUCGGGACUGACGUACGUCUUAGACCUCCCAGCUCGCAGCAAACUCCGGGUUUCAUUUACGACCUUCGAUCUACAGGCUUUCAUUCAGGUCCUUGCUGUUCGUUCAGCCACGCCAAAAGAUUCUAAGCUGCAAUCUAUAAACUAUAAGUAUAUUACUAAUAUGACUUUUCUUUCGCCGAUUCUUUAUCUGGUGAGUCUUUCAUUACUGUCUCCUAUGCGGACGAGAGUUGCUAUUACCAGAAAAUUCCUCAACAACAAUCUUCGUGAAUCGACAGAUGGCAA